GCAUGUGGUUCCUGUCUGUGCUGUGUGCUGGGGUCUAAAAAUUAACGUCUAUUAUUUUCGGAACUGCCACUCAUGCGACGAGACCUCAAUGGGAAGGACGAGGAAGCUAAAGGAGGUGAAUCAGAAUUACCAUGUUAUCUCCGACGACGAAGGCAACUCCAACGAAGUCAGAACAGACUUUUUGACUUCUGAUAAUUUUUGCAUUGUCCAGAAGAAGAAACACACUAGGAAAAAUUCUGAUGGCGAAAAUGAAGUUAAGCUACCACGGUCACGUUGUAACUCUGGCAAAAAUUUUAAUCUGGCUGCAGAUGACAGUUCGACUUCCGACGGAGGAAAAAAUAAUCAUACCAGUUUUUGGAAAAGUCAUGUCCAGAAGCUUGCUCCAGAAAUGGUUGAAAAGAAUUCCGAUUCCCUUGAGGUGGAGGAACCUCCCGAAAUCUCGAGUUCAUCUGGUGCUGGCGAUUUUGAAUUCCAGUUGCCCGGGUUGAAAGAGAAUGGUGAAUCCGAAUGCUCGGCUUCAACUAGUGGAAUUAGUUCAAGUGAGACUUUGGAUGUGCCAUCUAGUACAACUUUGAAAGAAAUUACAUUAGAUCUUGAAGCCUCGAAAGUAAGCUUCAAUUUUUUGGCAAAUGAUCCGGAAGAAGACAUGGUGCUGGAGAAAUCAGUUCUUGGGGAAGAAAGUGGGGAGCAAAACCAGCUGAAGCCGGAAAAUAGUGAUAGUUAUCAUAGCAGUACUUGCGUCAAAAAUAAAUCGGCCAGAAGGCAUAAGAAAAAGGCAGUAAAGCAAGAAUUAGAUGAAGAGCUGGAGAAGAUUUUGAAAGAGUUGGGUAUUGACGACGACAACGUAUCAAAAUCACAGCAAAAAAGAGGUUCUGGUCGUGCAAAAAGUGCCAAAAAAUUGCAGUAUUCCUUGAAAAAUGAAACCAGUUGCCAAUAUGUUACAAAUUCCGAGAAGAAUCUUGAAGCUACUCUUGUUGCCUCUUGUGAUUAUUCGUUUUCGAAAAAUGAAGAAACUGAAACUGCGCAAAUAUGCAAGUCAGAAACAGCAGUUGCUGAUAAUGAUUUGGAUAGUCAAAAUGUAAGUUUGCAAUCACUGAGCAAAAAGAAAGCAAAACGUGUUCGACAAAAAUUACGAAAACUUGAAAGUAUUAAUUCAGAAAGUUCCGAGGAAAACUCUAACUCAUGUGAAAAGAAUAGUGAAGCUUCUAAAGUAGUAGAUGUAAGCUCUAAUGUGCAGAAGAAAGUUUCUGGAAAAGAUGAAAAGAAAGACGCUAAACGACUAAGUAAGAAACAACUUCAAAUAAUUCAAGAAGCAUUGAAAAAGCAUAAAGAAGACGAAGAUCGGUUGAGGAAGGAGGAGGAAGCUAAACGGAAAGCCGCCGAGGAAGCUGAACUUGCACGCCUUGAAAAACAACGAUUAGAGCUUGAAAAGAAAACAAAAAAGAAAUUAAAAGAGAAAGAGCGAAAAGAAAAAUUGAAAUCGGAGGGAAGGUAUUUGUCUAAGUCCCAAAAGCAAUCCCGAGCUCGAAUGGAAGUUACUCUUGCUCAUUUACGGCAACAAGGUAUUAAUAUACCUGAUGUUGGCGAGAAAAAACCUCAUGGGCCACGUUUAGGAAAUGAUAAAAGUUUGAAUAGAAAGCGACAUGAUUCCGUACAAUCAAGUCAAAAUGGGGAUACAAUUGCAUUUGAAAGGAAGAAGUCGGAGUCUUUAUCCUCUCAAGAAUCUGGCAAAUACACUGUAAGUGACUUGCCUAGCAGCUUCGAGUCAAAAGACUCUUGGGAAUUCAGCUCUAUUGAAGGAUCUUCUGCUUUAACAGCAGAAUCAGGCCAUCUAAGUUGCUCUGAAGAGUCUGAUAUACUAGAUUUAGACGAGCCAUCCGGUGAUUAUACACCAGAUAGAGAAAUAAUUAACCCAACGAAUUCUACUGAAAAGAGCAAUCUCACUGAUCAUUUAAAUAGUACAAAUAUUUUGCAUUCUGAAAGUAAAUAUGUUAAAUUAAGAUCGCCAGUUGUUUGCGUGCUAGGCCAUGUCGACACCGGUAAAACGAAAAUACUUGAUUACAUAAGAAAAACUCAUGUGCAAGAUUCUGAAGCUGGUGGAAUAACCCAACAAAUUGGUGCUACUAUGAUUCCUCGGGAAGCUUUGAGAGAAAAGUGUAAAAUGGUUCAAAAUUCCUCUUCGUUCGAAAUGAAGAUUCCCGGCCUUUUAGUGAUUGAUACUCCCGGUCAUGAGUCGUUCAGUAAUUUGAGGUCAAGAGGCUCAUCUAUCUGUGAUAUAGCUAUUUUAGUUGUAGAUAUUAUGCAUGGUCUAGAACCUCAAACAAUUGAAUCCAUUAAUCUUCUGAAAAGGGGGAAGAUUCCUUUUAUUGUUGUUCUAAACAAAAUCGAUAGAUUAUAUGGUUGGAAAAGCUCAAAGGACGGUGACAUUAGAAUUACAAUAGAAUCCCAAUCGCCAGCUACCCUGAUGGAAUUUAAGAAACGAUGCCAAGACGUAGUUUUGCAGUUUGCUAAUCAAUGUUUAAAUGCUGCAUUAUUUUACGAAAACACCGACCCACGCUCUUAUGUUUCGAUGGUUCCAACAUCUGCAAUCACUGGCGAUGGAAUGGGUAAUAUGUUGGCCCUUGUAGCCCAAUAUACUCAAUCAAUGAUGCAUAAACAGUUGACAUUUUCUAAGGAGUUGGAAGCUACGGUUUUAGAAGUUAAAGCUAUUCCUGGUCUCGGCACCACAAUUGAUGUCAUACUAGUCAAUGGUCGUUUGCGUGAAGGUGACACUAUUGUCCUCGCCGGUCACGAUGGACCUUAUGUGACUCAAAUCCGUUCUCUUUUGAUGCCGCAACCAUUGAAAGAACUCAGGGUAAAAAAUCCGUAUAAGGAAUAUCGAUGUGUUGAGGGUGCGCAGGGUGUUAAAAUUACUGGCAAAGAUUUAGACAAAAGUAUUGCUGGCUUACCCUUGCUUGUUGCCGAUAAUCUUUCAAAAGUAGAGCAGCUUAAAAAGGAAUUACUCGUGCUGUUUCGGGAGUACAUGAAUUCUGUGAAGACCUCAGAAAGAGGAGUUUAUGUGCAAGCCUCCACAUUAGGUUCAUUAGAAGCUUUGUUGGAAUUCCUAAAGCAGUCGGACAUACCGUAUUUCGCGGUCAAAAUAGGCCCUGUCGUCAAGAAAGAUGUCAUGAAAGCUUCGAUAAUGCUCGAGCAUGAUGUCCAGUAUGCGUGCAUUCUAGCUUUUGAUGUGAAAAUCGAAAGGGAUGCUCAGGAGUUAGCCGACAGCCUUGGAGUUCAUGUAUUCCACGCUGAUAUCAUUUACCAUUUAUUUGAUAUGUACGUCAAGUUCAGAGAUGAACUGUUGCUGAAGAGGCGAGAUGAAAUUAAGCGCUCUUUGGUGUUUCCUUGCAAAGUGAAAGUCCUUCCAGAGUUUAUCUUCAGCCCCAAAGAUCCCAUUAUUCUUGGCGUUGCUGUUGAAGCCGGGAUUCUCAAGGAAGGUACUCCACUUUGCGUGCCGUCCAAGGACAUUGUUGAAAUUGGAACAGUUACGAGUAUUGAACUCAACCGUAAGCAGGUAAAUAGUGCCAAAAAAGGCCAAGAAGUAUGCAUUACUAUAGAGCCUAAACAAGGAGAAUCGCCUAAAAUGUACGGGAAGCAUUUUGAUGACGAAGACAUAUUGGUCAGUCGCAUAACUCGUCAAUCUAUCGAUGUAUGCAAAGAACAUUACCGCGAAGAAUUGCAGGCAUCCGAUUGGCAACUUAUUGUCGAACUGAAGAAAUUGCUUCAUAUCGUGUGAUUUUUGUGAUACAAGUACUUCAGGACCAAAAUGAGCUUUUAAUGUAGUUUGUUUUUUAUUCACCGAUUUGGUAGAAUUCUCUAAUGGAAUUGGUAUAGUCCAAGAUUGUGGUUUGAUUAAUUGCAUGUUUAGUUAAACGCACCUUUUUUCUUUUCCUUUCUAAUUUUUGAGGUUUUCGUUCAGAAACUUAUCAUUGUGCAUUUGUACAAAUCAUUCUUUGACACAUGUGUACUUGGCUUAUGUACAAUUUUCUUUUAAAAUGUUUUUUUUUUCUUCCUUUUUUUUUUUUUUUUGAAAGUAAUUUUAUGUACUUAAAAAUUUGCUUUAUAUAUAAUUACUUCUUAAACCGUUAAAUUAUUCAUACUUUGAAAAAUGCAGCAAAGUUUAAAGUUAUCAGAUACUAAAUUAUCUUAAAUUGAAUUAAAUUAAAACUUUAAUUAUCUGCUUAAAUCAGCAAAAUUAUCUAAAUAUAAGUUAUCAAGAUUGAUAAUUGUGUUCCUAAAAAUGUCUUAAAUUUUAUCUCAUUCAUAUCCUGUGUUUUCCCCCUCAAGUGCUCCCAGUGUUUCUCCUGUCGAAGUCUUGAGCCCUAAGCGAAAUAAUUAAUAUGAGUGUGUGAUCUAUUAAUAGCAGUUGAAGGGCCACGGGAAGAAUGAUCGUAAUCCACCAUGCACAAAUUUUCCUCAGUGCGCUUUUAAGCUUGAAACCUCGAAUCUUUUCCGAGUUAGCCUCGUUCUUCCCUGUUAAGGGGUUACAGUACCUCAAAAAUGACCAAACGAUCAAAAAAAAAAUUAUUGCUUAUUUCGAAACUAAACACUAGUCCAAACAUAGGGGAAAAGUUUCAUUGCUUUAGUUCAAAUAUUUAAAAAGUUAUGAAUGGUUUUAGGUCAUGCUCGCUAUGUGUUCUUAUGCAAAAAGAAAACCUUAAAUUGAUUUUUCUCGAUGAUCGUUUUUUUGUGUUUUCGUGUCAUAAGAAUCCCUAAGGAUUUUUUUCUAUUAAAGAUAAGCUUUAAAGUAUUACUUUUCGCAAUUAAGAUAAUAUAUUUAACAAAACUGUGCAUUGGUUAAGCAUUUUAUAAAUUAUUCAAAUGUUUAGAGCAUGUUAUACCUUUAAAAACCAAAUUGUUUUGAAAAAAAUUACGAUUUUUUCCGUAUUUGAUCACAGAAAAUUUUCUAGUAAACACAAAAGGAAAUGAAUGCACAGAUUUUUAGAGAUGAUGAUUGUGAUCGUUUCGCAAAAAGAUUUUUUUUAUAUUAGUUUAAAAGCAAAAAAGCCUUAGGGAUUUCAAAAAAUUGAAAUUUUCCUAAAUGUUUUGAAUUUUUUUUAAAAAAAAGCAAUAUUUUGAAAUUUUUUAAAAAAAUUAUUGAUUACAAAAUAAGUAAGAUGUUAUGGUUUCAACAAAAAGUAGAAUUUACUUAAAUUUAAAAAAAUUGCUUGAAAGGUACUGUGACCCCUUAAAACUCACUCACUGUGAUGAUUCUUGCCUGAAUAAUAUUUCUCUUAAAUACUGUGUAAUAAUCUACGUGUUCCCAUUAGUUAAUCAAAGUUUUUUUAGAAAAAUGAACUUUGAUUGUUCUUCCCCGUAGCCCUUCAGUUGGAAAUCAGCUUUUGCCUGCUAUCCAGAGGAAUAAAAAAAUUUCAUCUAAAAUUUGAUAAUUUAUUGAAGGCAGAAGGUUAAUUUUGCACUUCGGGGGUAAAUUUUUUUAAGCUGUACUUAUUAGUUACAUUGAUAUUUUGAAAUAGGUAUUGAUUUGUUUGUGCAUUUCUUUUAUUUUCUCUGUGUAAUUUUCUCAUUUUAUUGUUUAGUUAUAAUGUUUUCCUGUAGCUCAUUUAUCAUGUUAUUACAUUGUAGUAAAUGAAAUUUUUGGAUGAAAAUUUUUCAAAGAUGCCGGUGAAAUUGGAGAACAUUUUUCGAAUUUAUUAUUGUUAUUAUUAUUAUUUUGUACGAGAAGAUGCUUUAUCAGACAAUGGCAGGAGUGCUUAGCAUAGUCUGUCUAUAUGGCAUAUAUUCGCUGUUCGUAUUAGCAAAUGUCUAUCAAAAAAAGGCCUCGUGUUUGUAAUGCAAGCAUUGCGGGGAAAAAAACCCGUUUAAAAGUGAUAAUUAUUUAUUUUCCUGUACUUUGUUCAAUUGAGAAAAUGGCAUUCUACAAAAAGAGUAAAUUUAAUAUCUUGUAAAAGCAGAUGACUAAAAAAGAUUUGUAUCAAUUUUACGUUUUUUUUCUUUGAAAAAGAUUUAUUCCUUAGUUCGUUUUAACAAUUCAAUUUUAACCAAAAAUUCUAACUUCGAAUGAUUAUUAUUUUCUAAGAUAUGGAAAAAAUUCAUAUAAAAGAAUAAUUCCGUCGGCUUCUAUAAUUAUACUACUAGAAGUUUUCCCCCUUUUAAACAUAGACGUCUGUUAGAUUCACGAUAUAUUUCCCUCCUAAUGUUUUCAUUCGAAGGUUUCAUUUCAAACUUUUUGUUCUGUUGAAUGUAUUCUCAUAUUUUUACAGAAAGCAAGUCCAUUAUUCAAAUUGGAAUGAUUUUCGUAAUGGUGGUUUUUGACAAUGCGGUUUUGGAAAGUUGUUAAAAGUUGGCGCUAAGGUUCGUCAGUUUAGAGCCAAAAGAUCGGAAAAGAACAGUUGAAGCGCCAAGAAACAAAGGAAUAUUAGUGCCAAAAAUGGAAAAUUUGCAACUAGCAGAAAAGGUUGGGGGAACUCAAACUGUCUCGUGUUUAGUGGCAGAGAUGGUAAUGGUAGCCUUGGCAAGUGUUACAAUGCAGCCUGAUUUCAAAACACUUUUCAAUUAAAAGUCUACAUGUCUUGAACUUUACACUAGUUUUGCUGAAAAUUUCUGCUGCGUGAAUUCCUUUGCUUCUCGCUGCUUUAGUUGGUAUUAUGUAUUUGCAAUUAAACCAAAAAACGUAGAAAAAUAAGUUAUUGCAUCUAGAGCCGCUUUAUAGAUAAGUCGACGCAUCAGUUAAGUUUAGCCAUUUUGGAUCGGAUUUUCAUUGUUGCGCUGCUAGGGUUACCACAGCAAAGUUUCGAAUUUCGCCAAAUUUGCCGAAAAUAAUAUUUGAUUCAAUAAACAGUUCACGUGCCGCUAAUAAUUACUCACAGUGAACAAUCGCCAAACGCGAUGACUCGCCAGAAAAGACAACCACUCAAACACGCGCUCCCAUCCAAAAUGGCUAAUCUUAAGCUGAUGCGUCGGCUCGUAUACAUAGGGCCUUAAUUGCAUCUAACCAGGGAAUCUCAUUAACAGUGUAAUAAUGAAAAUAGUUUAGAUAGGUUGGAAUAGAAAGAGCAAACUGACGUGAGACUUUUUUUUAUUUAUAAAUUAUUUGCCUUCUUCCCCCUUGUAGAAAGCCAUAUUAUCCGUCGAAAUUUUAGAAAAGUCGCUAAAGUAAACGACUUGACCAGGAAUGGGAAGUUAUCACGAGGACGUGAUUUCGCCGCUUUCUUGUGGCAAGACAUCCGCCCAUCUACAAAGCUUGUGAAAUGUCUUCCAUUUCUCACCACAAAUAGCUAAAUUUGGCGACAUUUCUAAAUAUUUUGGUAGACUUUUAGACCUCAUUUCGAUAACGGGGAACACGAGGCAAAUAGUUUAUUCGUCCAAAAACAUGUUUUACUCAUUCGAUCGCUACCUUUUUUCAUCAUCAUACUAUCCAGGGUUUUUUGGUUUAAACCAAAUGAUUUUUUUUAAAAACCAUGUGGUUUUUUCAAAAAAAAAAAAAAAUUUUUUGUAAAAUUUAAUUGUUUUCCCCCAAAUUUUUUCAUAAAUUUUACAUAUUAUUGCAGAGAGAAAUCUAAAUUUUAUUUUGUCUUUCCUUUUUUAAAUCUAUGAAGCUUUCCUAUUAGGUAAAUAAAUAUACAAGGCAGACCAACUAAGUUUUUCUAAUAUUACAUGAAAAAAAAAAAAAAUCCAAGUAGCUCUUUUAUAACUUUUUAACUAUCAUUAUUUUUCAGUCUUCUGCAUUUCAAAAAAAUCCAAAAAGCAUAUUUCAACCAAAACUUCAUGUACUACCUAAUUUGCUUGAUUAAGAGAAAAAAAAUAAUUAAAGAAGUCCUAGAACACUUAGAGUAGGCAUAAAAUUGCGCUUAUACCUGCACACUUUUUGUAUCCCCGAUAGACGAUGCAGUGAGAGCAAGAAAAGAAAAUGUAUAAAAUUAUGAAAACAGAAAACAUCCAUGUAAACUUUUUGUCUGCGGAUAUUUUGAUUCAGUGUAAGUAAUGCUAUAGGAAUUUGUUUUAUUUAAUAAUCACUAGAAUUAAUGUGUAUCAUGAACAUGCGUGGGCUCAUGCAGACUAAUGACUGCAUGAAAAAUGCUGAGAAAAGGGACAAAUGAAAAGAGAAUGUGAGUUUUCCCCAUGUUUCUAAUGAGGAGCCAAGAUGCUCAAAAUCAGGAAAAUACGAUCAUAAAGAGAGUAUUUUGUACCAAAUGAAUCGUUCUUCAUUCUUUUACAACAUUCUUAAGUUGAAAACUUUCAAAAGACUUCUUUUUCAAAUAGAAGAGUUUGAAAUCCACAAAAAUGCGGAGAUUCGGGUUUUCGUCUGUUACAGUACCCACUGUGCCGUUUAAUACCCGCAUGACUUCAGGUGAAUAGUCCAUUGUUGCAUACAAAUAGAAAUUAUUUCCGCUCGCUAUAAAUUUAGAAAUUUUUUUUAAUUUCUUCAACAGUCACCGUUACUGAAAAUCACUCCGAUAAUUGCCCAUUGAAGUUUUGUGUAUGCUAUGUGAUUCUUAUGUCAUUAUUUACUAGGUUUUGCUCAAAAUUUUUGUGUUGUUAUCACUGUUACAUUUGUUUAGAAAGUGAGACUAGGGUGAUUUGUGUUAUUUUUUAAUUAAAAUUUUCCUCCGCGCACUCUCAUCUCUUGCAUUAAUUGGUUGCCAAAUUCUGUUAUUUUGUACAUUGCAUUCUUGCCUUUGAUAAUUUUCGUUUUGCACGUUGGCAGUUCAUUUGUAAAUGAACAUAUUUUUGAGAGUAAUAAAAAGAGUU
Messenger RNA from Uloborus diversus, 8751 nucleotides. RefSeq names its product eukaryotic translation initiation factor 5B-like. The transcript is spliced from 2 exons. NCBI's taxonomy places the organism in Eukaryota, Metazoa, Arthropoda, Arachnida, Araneae, Uloboridae. The coding region runs from base 89 to 3775 and encodes 1228 amino acids. Gene Ontology annotation, molecular function: GTPase activity; translation initiation factor activity; GTP binding. The record is from RefSeq and is a predicted model, not a curated record.